Molecule: messenger RNA, 2481 nt
Organism: Prionailurus viverrinus (fishing cat)
Lineage: Eukaryota; Metazoa; Chordata; Mammalia; Carnivora; Felidae
Gene: PRPH
Product: peripherin
Exons: 9
Coding region: 737-2149 (470 amino acids)
Cellular component (GO): axon; plasma membrane; type III intermediate filament
Molecular function (GO): structural molecule activity
Source: RefSeq, a predicted model, not a curated record
CCUCCACAGGGCCCUGGGGACUACGGAGGGAUGAGCCCUUCCCACCCCCCUCAGCUCCCCCUGCCCUCCUGUCCCCCAUUUCUCCCUGGGCGUGGUAGCAGAGGGGUAGCUGACAGCAGGUAAAAGCAGAGCCUAGUCUUCAGGGGACAAGUGGAGGCACAGGCCCUGGGGCCCAAGCCAGACCAACUCACCAUCUACCUGAGCCAUCUCCUCCCCACUCAUAUGCCAGAAGCCUGCCCUUUAACUUCCAGUCCUCCUAUCCCCCCAUUUUUUUUUUUUAACUGAGGUUUAACUGACAUAACGUUAAUUUCAGGUGGACAAUGUGAUGAUUCUACAUUUGCAGAUCUCCGAUUUUCGAUAGCUCUCUCAGGCAGGAACCCCAGCUCCAGUCAGGCCCUCCCACCCAAGGCUCCAGCUCCGGAUGCUUGCUGGAGGGUGCUGACCCCCAGCCCAGGCCUGCCAGUGGUCGCCAGGCCUGCUUCCUUCCCCGCUUGCAACAGGGGGAAUCAACUAGGCAGGGCGCCAGCAAACCUAGGAGCGAGGGUGCGGCGCUCCUGCAGCUCCGCAGGGGUGGGGCAUCCCCCUCCCCACAUAGCCCCGCCGUCAGGCCAGUGGGAGGAGCUGCCCGUGCCCCCCCUGUGCCCGCAGGGCUAUAAAGCCGCCUCGCAGCGGUCUGCGGCUCCUUCCCCGCUCCCGGACCAGAUUUGCCAGCGGUGACUGCCCAUCCUCGGCCACCAUGAGCCACCCGUCGGGCCUCCGAGCCAGCGUCAGUUCCACCUCAUACCGCCGCACCUUCGGGCCACCGCCCUCACUGUCCCCUGGGUCCUACUCCUAUGCGUCCAGCUCCCGCUUCUCGAGCAGUCGCUUGCUGGGCUCGGCAUCCCCUGGCUCCUCCGUGCGCCUGGGCAGCUUCCGCGGCCCCCGGGCGGGCGCGGGCGCCCUCCUGCGCCUGCCCUCGGAGCGCCUCGACUUCUCCAUGGCCGAGGCCCUCAACCAAGAGUUCCUGGCCACGCGCAGCAACGAGAAGCAGGAGCUGCAGGAGCUCAACGACCGCUUCGCCAACUUCAUUGAGAAGGUGCGCUUCCUGGAGCAGCAGAACGCGGCCUUGCGCGGGGAGCUGAGCCAGGCCCGGGGCCAGGAGCCGGCGCGCGCCGACCAGCUGUGCCAGCAGGAGCUGCGCGAGCUGCGGAGGGAGCUAGAGCUGUUGGGCCGCGAGCGCGACCGGGUGCAGGUGGAGCGCGACGGGCUGGCGGAGGACCUGGCGGCGCUGAAGCAGAGGUUAGAGGAGGAGACGCGCAAGCGGGAGGAUGCGGAGCACAACCUCGUGCUCUUCCGCAAGGAUGUGGACGACGCCACCCUGUCCCGCCUGGAACUGGAGCGCAAGAUUGAGUCUCUAAUGGAUGAGAUUGAGUUCCUCAAGAAGCUGCACGAGGAGGAGCUUCGAGACCUGCAGGUAAGCGUGGAGAGCCAGCAGGUGCAGCAGGUCGAGGUGGAGGCCACCGUGAAGCCUGAGCUGACGGCGGCGCUGAGGGACAUCCGCGCGCAGUACGAAAGCAUCGCGGCGAAGAACCUGCAAGAGGCAGAGGAGUGGUACAAGUCCAAAUACGCGGACCUGUCCGACGCCGCCAACCGGAAUCACGAGGCCCUGCGUCAAGCCAAGCAGGAGAUGAAUGAGUCCCGACGCCAGAUACAGAGCCUGACAUGCGAAGUGGACGGACUCCGCGGUACGAACGAGGCGCUGCUCAGACAGCUGCGGGAGCUGGAGGAGCAAUUUGCUCUGGAGGCGGGCGGGUACCAGGCGGGCGCCGCGAGGCUCGAGGAGGAGCUGCGCCAGCUGAAGGAGGAGAUGGCACGGCACCUGCGCGAGUACCAGGAGCUCCUUAAUGUCAAGAUGGCCCUGGAUAUCGAGAUCGCCACCUACCGGAAGCUGCUGGAGGGCGAAGAGAGCAGGAUUUCCGUGCCAGUCCAUUCUUUUGCAUCCUUAAGUAUAAAGACGACUGUGCCUGAGGUGGAGCCUCCCCAGGACAUCCACAGCAGGAAGAUGGUUCUGAUCAAGACCAUUGAGACUCAGGAUGGGGAGCAGGUGGUGACUGAGUCCCAGAAGGAGCAGCGCAGUGAGCUGGACAAGUCUUCGACUCACAGCUACUGAACCCAUUGGUCCAGAGUUUCCUGACCCUGCCCUAGGCCUACUCUAAGUCCCAGACCCUAACACCAGUACUGAAUUAGUCCUCUCUCAUUCUGCAUGUGUCUAGGGGAUGGCACAAGUCACCCCUUCCCUGGCCUGUGGCCAAGUGCUACCCAGCCAGCCCUCUCCCUGCCCUGACAUACAUAUAUAUGACCUAUAUGUGCCCCUUAUUGCGUCCUAGUCAGAGGCCAGCAAUCCCCCGAUCGAGUCUACUCCUACCAUUAUCCCAUGACCAGUGGACUGGGCCGGGGUCUGAGUUUCGCUUUUGAAUCAAAUAAAACUGCUGUCAAGAGAAA